Pieris macdunnoughi is the source of this 228-nucleotide messenger RNA. The record is from the annotation of a GenBank genome assembly. NCBI's taxonomy places the organism in Eukaryota, Metazoa, Arthropoda, Insecta, Lepidoptera, Pieridae.
AUGGUGGGGUCCUUAGUAUGUAGAGAGCAGUUUGACGGUAUUGUUACAAGCUACCGACGAGCACGCCACAAAAGCUACGACACUGAUGAAGUGUUGAAUGGACCAGAAAGAGAACAGUGGAAAUUUGCUAUACAAAGUGAAUUUAGAUCAUUUGAAGACAAUGAUGCUUGGGCAUUAGUGGACAUUCCUCACAGUGGCACUGUAUUGGGUUUUCAAGCGAAAAAUUGA